CUAUUUCCGGAUGUGUCGGGGCGGGCUCAAGCGAGCCCGAUGGUGGUGCUGCCAUCCACGGAGAGUGAGGCAUCGAUGUCGAUGGUCCACAACAUGCACAUGAAGUUCUACACCGCGCCCGAGCCGCAGGAGGACCAGGCAGAGGAGUGGAACAAGAUGUGCGCGCAGCAAAGCGAGUUGCUCGUGCAACUGCCGCCGGACUUGCAAAUCUCGGUACUGUUUGAGAAGCACGGGCCGAGCUGGCCAUUCGAAAGCGUGAUCAUGCUCGCAAAUGUCGGGCCCUGGCACCUUGUUCCGCUGACCAUUCCCACGCUCCCAUUGACAGUGAUCUUGAAGUUCACCUCCCGGGUACCCGCGCCCGCUCACGUCGAGCAA
Molecule: messenger RNA, 375 nt
Organism: Postia placenta MAD-698-R-SB12
Lineage: Eukaryota; Fungi; Basidiomycota; Agaricomycetes; Polyporales; Adustoporiaceae
Exons: 2
Source: RefSeq, a predicted model, not a curated record